Cyphellophora europaea CBS 101466 is the source of this 3204-nucleotide messenger RNA. RefSeq lists its product as uncharacterized. Bases 1 to 3204 code for a protein of 1067 amino acids. Lineage: Eukaryota; Fungi; Ascomycota; Eurotiomycetes; Chaetothyriales; Cyphellophoraceae. The record is from RefSeq and is a predicted model, not a curated record. The transcript has a single exon.
AUGACUUCGCCUCGAGAUACUGGUCAAGGAGACCCUGACCUCAGCCAUGCCAUCGCUCAGUCAAUAUGGGACGAACAAGCUCGUCAGGCCAGAAGCCAGGAGCGACGUGACAGUGUUGAGCCUGAAAAAAGUAUUCCGGACAGAAGCCCCGAUAGCAUUCCUCAUGAUCCUAUCAAGGCUAUGACCAUGAACGUCGACCUCCGUCUAGGAAACGAGUUCACUCCAAUCGCCGAUGAGGCUGGUGACACUCUUAUCUACAUUGGCAUCCCACCACCUCUGCGAGAUCAGUCACGAGACGAGUACACCCACAUCCGCAAACACUUCGAUACUUUUUUCUUGGUCAAGAGCAGCGACAUCAAGGCUCUGCAUUCCAGCAAGUUCGACAAGCUACUCGGCGCUACCCCGUGCAUCCGCGCCGAAACGCGCUUCAAGAAGCUCGACACGUUCAAGAAAUUCAAUCCUUCUCUCAAAGCACGGGUCAAAUAUCAUGUGGAUUUGCGCCCGCCAAAUGAAGACGACGAGGCCGUCCUUCUGAUAACUGACUUAAGUUGCAGCUACGGUAUCCGUGCCUGGCACCUAGCCCAAGACAUGUUCGACCUGCCGCCUUCUGCUGUUGCCGGAACAGACCAUCUUGACUAUCCCUCAAAUCCUUACUAUCUCGAAUACCGACGAGCUCGCGAAGGACCGUACAAAAUCGGGGACCUGCCACUUGCAACAGAAUACUGCCCUCUACGCCACCAUUCCGGGCUUGAGCGCCUCUUCAAUGCAAUGACUGGGGGCGAUCCAAAGCUGGAUUCUGCUCCCAAAAUGUGGACAUACUUUGCUCUCGCUCGAUAUUUCGGCUGUGCGCAGAGUCCGCAGAUCAACAAAUGGAUUCUGCAGUGGCUCCAGAAGACGGGAAACGCCAACUUUGUCCAGAACAACCCCGAAAUUGGCUACCGCAUCGGCCUGGCUUGCGUUUGGCCAGAUCUCACCCGAGAUUCCUUCGCCGUUUUGGUUGGCGAGAAGGCUUUGAUGGACGUUUGUCACCAAUUUGUCGGUCAAGUCGCGAAUUCCGACCAUUCGAUGCAUGGCCGUCCCCUAGAAAUCCUCGACGACGACGAACGUAAUCGCGUUGGUCAUGCUGCAUCGUCCAUGGUCGUACGGCUUCGUCGGGUCAUCGACACCAUGGUCUUGGAGCCAGACUGGUUGGGAGAAAGUCCUGCAUACCAGAAACUCCUGCAAUGCGCCCCCAGAAAUGACUGGGAAGCCCAGAUUGUUCAGGUUGCGCAACAAGCCGUUGUAGACUUCGUCAAAUACAGGCUGAAGGCCAUCAUGAUCAAAGCCUUGGUGGGUACCCACGACCAUCUACGGCCCGCAGGCCGCGAGACUCAACUACCCCAUGCGAAGCACUCCCUGUUCUUCGUUGACACUUACAACAAUCUUCCAUAUCUUGCACGACCUUUUACUCGAAGUUUCUGGAUGGCCGUUGCGGAGAUCGACUUCAAGAAAGACGUGGACCUGCGCUUGGAUAACGCAUCCGCGUGGGAUGGCGAUCUGGCUGAGCAGAAAAACACUAUUAUCCGAGACAUGACUUUGGAACCGCAGGAUAGGAAUAGGGCAUCUGCGGUAGAUCGCAAGAUCAUGAUGGUCAAUGACUUGUUGUAUCCUCCCAAGCCGAUAUUUCCUGAAGCGAGGUCUAACACAUACAACGACCCAGGUGCCUGGGAUGGGCACUCAUUUGCUGAGUCCCAGAUCUCGAUAGCAACGAACGCAAAUACCACGCCCCUUUUGCAGCAGAAACGUGAACAGAUCGGCGAAUUUGAUCCUGGCACUUCCCCCGGGAAGCGGCGCAAGACGUCCGACGACGGCCCAGCGCUUGCCUUGCCUAUCCGACCAGCUCCUGCGCCCACUACAUUCCUCGACGAGAGACCUGCCUUCACUUCAACUCUUCUGAACACUUCGCCCGAAAAGAGAACCUUAUUCGCAAGCCGAAGCAGCGGCACGUCGCCCAUAAAGGAAGAAACUGCAACCACCACGACAGCUACCCCCAGAUCCAACAUCUCCUGGCCCCACAUGACCCAAAAGUGGCCUUCUAUCGGCAGCGUUUUCGGAGCAAGGUCCAAUCUGCCACAACCUGCAGAAGACGGGUUUUCGCACCCAGACGACGCUUGGAACAGUGGAGUCUUCGGUGCUACCCCUGGAGAUGGACUCCCUGAUAGUGUUCGGCCAGGUAACAGCAAUCUUGAUGGUGUACAACUGGCGAACAUGGCUAGUCAGGAGUCUGCGGGCUCUUGGGACGAUCCCACAGAAGGGAAGGCUCUCAAGUCCAAGUGGUCCGCCGACUUAGGCGCCGGGGAUCCGGACCACCUCCAUGUCGACUGGGAGUCCGUGUCAAAGGCUCCUAAAAUGAACCCAAAGAAGAAGCCUGAGCGCCGCGUGUUACAGCAGUUCUCCGAUCUACCCUAUCAGACUCAGUGGAGCUACGGCAACCAGAUCAACUUUGUCGAUAUGAUGAUCCAGUUCAGUCGCUCUCUACGGAACCGUGCACAAGAAAUAGUGUAUCCCGCGCACAUCUUCCACGAGAGCUUCUCGAUGCCGACUGAUCUUAUUGACCACGUCUUCUGUCUCACAGACGAAGAAUGGAAGUUCCUGCCCUUAUCUGUUGGAGGUUUCGAUGACGGCACCGGCGGCGUCUUCGACGAAACUAUCCCAAAUCUCGAAGCUGGCGGAUUUCGGGGCGGGAAGCGUGGUAUUGGCAAGGUCGAUACGGCCACCGAUGACUCCGAGAGUGGGUCGAGCAGCUUUGACGACGUGGCGAGUGAGGCUGUCAGCACGGUCGGCAAAGCCAGCAAGAUUGCCACGGAUGGCACAGAGACGGUCAAGAGCUUUGAUAAUGAUCAGGAGAGUGAUACUGACUUCGACUACACCGACCUUUACGGGCAAGUGCAGCAGAUGCACAUCGAACAGGCUCUCAAGGAAGCUGAGAAGGGUGGCGGACAUUUUCUGGCUGACAGUGACGAUGGAGAUGUCUCAACCAUCAUGGGUGCGGGCAGCGAUGUGCAAGGCCACUUCUUCGGUGACGAUGCCGAUGACUUUCUUAACGAAGACGACGGUGACAACAUUGAAGAGUCGUCCAAGGACAGCAAAGGCAAAUACGCAAAGCCUGACGAUACGAAUGACGACGAUGACGAUGACGACACUUUCGAACUUGUCGACAUAUAG